UACAGACCUAAUUAAAGAAUAGCACAAUUCCAAAAUACUAGGAAUGUUUCGAUACUAGGAAUGUUGCAAUACUAGGAAUGUUUCGAUACUAGGAAUUUUUCAAAACUAGGAAUGUUUCAAUAUGAUGAUAACGUGAAAACAAGUUUGAGUAGUACGCGGCAUUACUACAUAAAACCAUAAUAGUGAAUGUACCAGUACAAUUCAACCAACGUCAGAAAUGAAUGGUAUUUCGUCAAGUAAGGGAAAUGGUAAUGUCAUUUGGGAAUCAACGGAGGACAAUAUGCAUGCGCCAAUGAAAGAUGAUCACAUGGACGAAACACAAAGAGAGGACACCCCGCUUGCAUUUUGCAGAAUCGUUGCAAAUUAUCCCCGGGCAUCAUUUGUUGUGGCAUUAUGUGGGCAUCUAUCCUUCGUGUUAAUACUAGUGAUUCUGAUAGUGGCCGGUCAACCAGUGUUCCCGGUAAAUUUCCAGACAAUGCCAUUGACAUUAGACAUACCGGAGCGCUUGAGGUGGUUAGCCUGGGAGCUCCGAAAUGAAGAUCGCAGUGCCGUGAUUCGCAGAUGGACGACUGACUCCAUUGAACCAUGGUGGACACGUGGUAGAGUUGUCGAUCGUCUAGAAUUGUUUUACGACUUCCCAGAUGGAAAUGUGUUUACUCCGGAUAACCUCAAACGUAUUGAAAGUAUUGAAACAGAGAUUUUUAAACAAGUUGAUUACCAGAAGAUAUACUGUCAUUAUAGAGCGCCAUCUAUAUCAAACUGUUCUAAAGCUAUGUCAAUACUAAGAUACUUUGACGGAACGUAUUCUGAUAUUAACCCUAUUUUUAAUGAUCCAUCUUUCUCGAAUAUCCCAAUGGUCCUAUCGACCGUCCAAUCUACUCCGGAAUUAGCAUCGGGGCUAGACUAUUACUUAUCCAAGAAUGCAAGGAUAUCUAAUACCUCAGCAUAUAGCGAUGUGACACGCUCUGGAUUUCUAUUUGGUUUCCCUUUAGAGGCAGUCACUCCUGGUGAGAGCGAAGAUCAAAUGAGGACAAGGAUAGAACAAUUCAUUGUAAAUACCAUUCAGCCUCGGCUACAUGAGUUACGUGAUACAACAGCCAAGCCAAUGCGGUUGGUGUAUAUAAGUUUAUUGGGAUGGGUACAUGACACAUCGGUCCAGGCUCUCUAUGAUAUGAUGUUCGCAAUCGGAAGCUUCGUUUUCAUUUUCUGUUUCAUUUGGGUGCAGACACGAUCCCUUUGGGUGACCGGCUGGGCUGUGUUCAGCGUCCUCACCAGCUUUGUAUGCACCAUUAUCGUUUACACAAUGGUACUGAGGUUCAGAUAUGUUGGAUACUUUCAUAUGAUUUCGAUUUAUAUUAUUCUCGGGAUUGGAGCGGAUGAUUUCUUUGUGUUUGUUAACACAUGGCAAGCCACUGGGCUCGAGAAUCACUCUAGUUUGGCGCAUCGAUUAUCGGUUUGCUACAAAAGAGCAGCUGGAACUAUGUUCUUCACAUCACUGACGACCUCAAUGGCGUUUUUCUCCAGUGGGUUCUCCCCACUAUUAGGCAUCAACUCAUUUGGGAUCUUCGCUGGGACUUUAGUAGCUGUUAACUACGUAUCAGUGAUUGUAUUCUUUCCAACUGUAGUAUGCAUGCAUCAUAUUUACUUUGAGAAAACGUGUUGUUGUGGGCCAUGUAUUUGCUCUAACAAGAAGGAAACAAGUUCGGAUGAAAAACCAACGAAAUCAAGUACUACAAACCUUAUUCUUGAGGAUAACAAGGAACGGGAGAAAAAAGCUCAUCCUGUCGUUCGUUUUUUUGCUGGACCAUACUUUAGGUUCAUUACGCACCCUGUUAUACGGUGGGUUAUACUUGCCGUAUUUGGGGUCAUUAUUGCAGUGUUUGCUUAUUUCGUAUCAACCUUGGAACCAGAUUCGGAGAUGUUUAAAAUCUAUCGGGUCGAAACCAACUAUGGAAGGGCGGAUUAUCUGGCUAAUGACGUCAUGCAACCUACCCAAGAGAGCGGAGAUUACGUUGAUGUUUACUUGGUAUGGGGCCUGAAGCAACGUGACGUCAGCGGAUGCGCAUUCAGCGAGGUUAACUGCGACGGGAAGCAAGUUUGGAAUGAUGGGUUCGACAUGAACACUCCACCAGCUCAACUUGCGAUGAAUAGGCUUUGUGAGGGGCUCAUAAACAUGAAUCAAAGCGAUGUAGAAAGACUUCAUAUACGAAUCAACUCAAUCACUAACAAGCCAGAGAUCUCCUGCUUUAUCCUUCCUUUCCAAGAAUUCCUCCUGAAUGAAGAAAAGCUUGUCCCAACUCUAGCCCCAGGACUGCCCCAAGACCUCAGGUUCCCACUGACAGAGAAGAACAUGUUGCCAUUCAUGCUGGCAAAUCCUCAUCUGUAUGAUGUACAAGGCUUGGAGAAAGACUUCUAUAGAUAUUAUGAGAUUGGUCUGAGCUAUUGGAUGUCUAACGCCUACCAGCUGAACAUCACAAAGGAUUACCUUACUUACAAUGAGUUGAUAGGUGAAGCGAAUGACCCACCGCACACAAGACCAAUAGCAUUCAACAUACCGGGAUUGCCCCAACAGCCCAUCUACGGGACAAAGUUGCGCUAUGUAGCCAUACGAAUUAACACAACGAUGAGUGCCAGCGGUGUGGGCUACGCUGAGGGUAUUCCCAUAAUGGAGGACUGGGAGAAAUACACGCAGACGCAGAUGUCUCAGAUGCCUGCUCAUCUACGUGAUGGAUUUCAGACAUCCUCUUUCUGGCACUGGUUGCGAAUGCAGGAAAGUCUUGUUACAAACGCUCUGACUGGGAUUAUGAUAGGUAUAUCUAUUGCAUUCCCUAUACUUGUCCUGGCCACGAUGAACAUAUUGGUGGGCCUCUGCGCCACUCUCAACCUUGUCUGUAUCACAGUGUGUGUUGUGGGCGUUAUUCCAAUGGCGGGUUGGAAAUUAGGGGUUCUGGUAUCAAUGAACCUGUGUUUGGUAGUCGGCCUUUCCGUUGACUAUGUAGUACAUUUAGCAGAAGCAUACCACCUGUCCAAACAAAAGGAUCGUUUGGGACGCUUAAAAGACGCUCUUGAGUCCAUCGCUAUCUCAAUACUCUGGGGAGCGUGUACAACAUUAGGUGCGGCGGUCUUCAUGUGUUUUGGACAGAUCCACUUUUUUCUACAAUUUGGAAUAUUCAUGUUCAGUACAAUUGGAUUUUCACUGAUAUUUUCACUUGGAUUUUUUGCAACAUUCCUUGGUAUAUUUGGUCCCGAGAAUGACACUGGAUCUUUGAUACCCGUUGGACAGGCGUUCAGGAAUUGGGCGUCUGGACGUAAGGAAUCUGAUAUUGAAUGGACAGAAUACAAAAGAGCUGUUUCUGCCAAAGACCCUAAAGCUGACUACGACGUAGACAAUACGCAUAUGUGAGAAUGUACCAAGAUGACAAUAAAAUAGAGCUAUAUAUCUAGUCGUGAUUCAUGCCACGUAUUAGAUCAAGAUAGGGUAAUUUUGAGAGUAAAUGAAAUAAUCCAUGUCAUCCGAGUGAAACAUAUUCGAGUCUAUCUUUCUCUAAAUUACACACUAUCUGUGUCUGCUAAAUGACUCAGGUCGAUCAAUUUGAGUAUAUGAAAGUUAUUGAUGGUGUAAACAGGGGUCUAUUUUAAUGGUACCUAAAAA
Molecule: messenger RNA, 3652 nt
Organism: Owenia fusiformis
Lineage: Eukaryota; Metazoa; Annelida; Polychaeta; Sabellida; Oweniidae
Source: the annotation of a GenBank genome assembly